Molecule: messenger RNA, 1761 nt
Organism: Priapulus caudatus
Lineage: Eukaryota; Metazoa; Priapulida; Priapulimorpha; Priapulimorphida; Priapulidae
Exons: 7
Coding region: 77-1279 (400 amino acids)
Source: RefSeq, a predicted model, not a curated record
GACGGUGUAUCAUGGCGCAAAUUCGCAAAUAUAGGUAGGUUUGUGUAUAAGCGGCAUAUCUGAAAUCAUCAAGUGCAUGGUUAUUCCGGACCACCUGCAAGUGGGCAGUAAAGCCGUUACCACCAGCAACAACAGAUUCCGUUGCAACGCCAGCACGGUACCAUCGUAUAUAUCUGCAAUGCUACGUGUUGGAUGGCUGCUAGGAAUCACGCUUGCUAUUUUGCUGCCAGCGGUCACGGGUACGGGCGGAGAAUGCGCGCCAUGUAGCAGCGUCAUUAGCGAUUGUUGUCAGCAGCAACAUGAACGCUGUGAAGCAGACAAGUUUGGCAACAAGCAGUGCAGCUGUCUAUACGGCUACAUGCGCCCCCCAUCACAGACAUCCAGCGACGCAUGCUUACCUGUCACCUCUCGAUGGACAGAACUAUACUUUGACUUAGAAUGGAAUGACAACUACAAAGUGCCUGGCUCUCCCGAACUCCUAAAUUUGGAGGCUUCACUCAUUAUAUUGGUGGAGAGAGUGAUGAAUCAGUCUGAGGCCAUGCACAAUGAGUUUGCUCACAUUCAUUUCAUGGCUGCACUGCCGCGCUACGUACACCAUCUGAACGUGACCAUGAACAGCACCGACGGAGCGGUGACUGACGGAAUCCAAGCGGACAUGUUGCUCAGCUAUCUGUUGGAGAACUUCACAGGGUUCGCCGUCGGUGACAUGGAGUCGGUGUUAGACACCGGGCUGCGGUCUACCACGGCUUACACAGGGUCCGUGCUCAUCACUGCACCCGAUCAAUUUAACGAUGCGAUUGUAGAAGAAUUGAGCAUGUGCGACCAGCGUUACCCAACCCUAAACUACUGCUGGGAAAACGAAGACGUAGCCGCCUGCACACCUGACGAGAGCAACCUGUGGUUCACCUGCGCGUGUCCGCCUGGGUACACGGACGUCAGCGUGGCACCGGAUGUUGAUCCUGGAGAGUUCUGUGAGGGGCCGAUCGUCACGCCACCAGUGCCGACGUGCAGCGACGACUACUGCCUCAAUGCUGGCACCUGUCUUGAAAUUAAUGACAAUGUGGAGUGCAGUUGCAUGACCUGGUAUAGCGGCUCAAGAUGUCAAACAGACCUUACAGUGAUCGUUAUGAUUAUCGGAGGUGUCAGCCUCAUCAUCUUGCUCAGUGCCAUUGCCGUCAUCUUAUGCGUGAGCAGGGAGACACCCAUUCGAGUAACCACGAAGGGAGAUAACUGGGGUAGCAAUGAGGGACAGGACACCAGCUGGCUCAAUCCUAUGUGAUGCAAAAGUACGUUUCACUCAAGUAACCAGCUUCUAUGAUCACGUUCACAAAUCGCGUGCACGGGGCUUGUAUAGCGAUCGAGACUGUAUAGUCCCCCAUCGCAGACAAUCUUACAACGUAGUUGGCUGUGUCUACGUAUUUACCGUGGCCGCAAUCAUCACCGCUGUCAAUACCGGGCCAUUUACUCCGUAGUAAAGCUCACUCAUAUAUAUUGACAAAAUAUUUUUAUUACCUAUAUACGAUCCUAUUGUAGCUUAGAUGUGCGCCAUAUCUUUAUCCCAAAUUACCAUGUAACGAACAAUUGAGGUUCGCUGCAGAAGGGAACAAAUAUGGAUGUGGGCUCCAAUUGCAUAUCAAUAUAACUUAAUAAACACGUGUAUUUAUGAGGAUUACAAUACCCGUUAUCAAACCCAAGUCACCGUUGAAUGCGUGUUCUUGGCAGAAUGCCAUCAAAUUGAUUAUAACAGAAAAGUAAAUGAAA